Molecule: messenger RNA, 1178 nt
Organism: Scaptodrosophila lebanonensis
Lineage: Eukaryota; Metazoa; Arthropoda; Insecta; Diptera; Drosophilidae
Product: putative nuclease HARBI1
Exons: 3
Coding region: 51-1097 (348 amino acids)
Source: RefSeq, a predicted model, not a curated record
GACCAUUUCAAGCAUCCUCAAAUGGAAGACCGUUGAUAAAAAGAUUUCGAAUGAAAAGAAAACGUCAGCGCCGCUUCCACCCACUACUUGAUCUCAAUGAAAAUCAAUUUCGGCUUAAAUACCGAUACACGAAGGAAAAUUUUCGUCGUAUUAUUGAAAUAGUCCGCGAUGAUUUGGAAAUCGAUUAUAAUAAGCCUCCGAACAGGAAUCAGGUGCCCAUAGAUCUACAAAUUUUAUCUGCAAUUCGGCUUUGGGGCGGGACUGAGCACCCCCAACUGACAGCAAUGGCUCAUGGCGUAAGUGUGGCCACUAUGAACAAAAUAACACGACGCGUUGCCUCGGUUUUAUCUUCAAAGGCCUCACGCUACAUUCGAAUGCCAGCAACAUUAUCCGAGAAGGAGUUAGUCAUCCGUUCCUUCCAGUCUUUAGCGAAUAUGCCCCAAGUGAUCGGUGCCCUUGAACAUGCUAGUGUACGUCUUCGCAUGGACUCACGGAUGAUUGACUUCGAAUCCUCUCAAAGUGGUUCGGAAUCGCCUACAGAAGAUAUUGUACAUUUACAGGUUAUAUGCGAUAGCACACAUAAAAUACGAGACUUGGAUAUGCGUUCAUCGUACGAACUAGAUUUAAAUACAGCAAAAGAAAUGUUCUCUCUCUCAAGAAUCAAGGAGCGAUUCGAGCAGAAUGAAUUUCGGGGGCGCAUAUUAUUGGGGAACGACAACGACUCCAAUUGCAACUUUUUACUAACUCCAGUGCAAUAUCCUCGCCAGCAGUCGGAGGAGCUUUACAAUCUUGCUCAUCACACUACUUUUGCCCCUGUACAGCUUGCAAUUAAUAAAUGGUUCAGUCGAUUUGCAAUAUUAGGAAGUGAACUAUGGGCAUCUUUUGGAUCGGCCAAACAGACGAUUACUGCCCUAGCGCUUUUACACAAUAUGGCCGUUGAGUGGAAUGAUCCCAGCAUAGAUAUAGAAACUAAUACGUGUCUUUAUAGACCACUUUUCCUAAAUUAUAUUCCCGAUUGCAACUACAAUACAACGUCGACGGAACAUCGUGUAAGAAAAGAAUUUAUUAAAUCAAAUUUUUCAUGCAAAAAUAAAUAGAUUACAAGUUUAAUUAUAUAUAAAUAAAGGAACUACUUCCAUUUGUAUGCAAAUAAAAUUUUACAUUAUGCUGAAAAACAA